This is a messenger RNA of Parnassius apollo (apollo), 852 nucleotides long. Lineage: Eukaryota; Metazoa; Arthropoda; Insecta; Lepidoptera; Papilionidae. The record is from the annotation of a GenBank genome assembly.
AUGAGCGAAAUUUAUAAACUUGGUGAUUUAGUUUGGGCUAAAAUGAAGGGUUUCAGUCCCUGGCCCGGCCGGGUAGCAAUUCCUACACCAGAGCUGAAGCCUCCUAAGAAGACAACCAAUGUUCAGUGCAUUUAUUUCUUUGGAACUAACAAUUAUGCGUGGAUCGAAGAGCACAACAUCAAGCCAUACCAGGAACACAAGGAGCAACUGAUUAAAUCUUGCAAGACUGCUGCCUUCAAAGAGGCUGUCAAUCAGAUUGAAGAGUAUAUUGUCCAUCCCGAGAAAUUCGGCGAUAUCGAUGACCACGCCAAAAAUCCUGAGGAGGAGUUCGAUAAACUCAAAGAUGUGAUGAACGAGGAGAGUUCCGAAGAGAAGCCGGUAGAAGCAACUCCUGAAGUCAAAAAGAAAACUAAUACACCGAAGAUACGUUUGGGCAUUUCAAAGGUGAAGUCGGUGAAGCGUUCAUCCUCCGCCGGCAUGAAGGGAACCCCUCGGAAGAAGGUGAAGAGCAUCUCCCGUUCCUUCACCGACACCGAAAUGGCCAACGAGAAGCCGUCUAUGCUAAACCAUUCGUUCUCCAAGAAGUCCAGCCUUCUGCACCGCCCUUCUAAUAUACUGAGACCUGACACACCCCCACUAGACCUGGAGAAUGUAUCGGAGACGCUGCUGGAGAAGAACAUCAAGGCCAGCCAGAUGAAGUUUGGUUUCCUAGGGCUGGGCAUCAUGGGUAGUGGUAUUGUGAAGAACUUGCUCAACUCUGGACACAAGGUGCUCGUGUGGAACCGCACUGGUGCUAAGGAUUUGGCGACUGGAUAUAGGUUUGGUGAAGAAAAGUCAGCAUGCUUAAGCUAA